CGCGCUUUCCCCUGCCUGUGCACGCUACACUGGGCGCACUGCACCCAGCCUUCCAUUUUUAUUUUCUCCUUUCUCGCGCCCCGUCGAACUCCGCCCCCCUCGUGCCCUUGCGAAGUACCCACCGCAUUUCAAAGGAUGGCCGACGACUUCAUGGUCGUGGUACCGGUUGGUGAGAAUGACUGCGAUCUGAUUGCCGAUGGAACAGACGAAGCACCCUCCGAGCAGGCCGCUGACAUGGCACCGGAAGACGACUCCUCCGGCACCUCGAGCGAUGAUCUCGACGACGUCGACAUCAUUGACUUCCCGGACCGGGAGCCAGACGGCCAGGCCGUCGCACAGGAGGAGACCCGGGCGCUCGAGGCCGGCGCAGCUGCGCGGGACACCGACGAUGGCGGGGCCACGACGGAGGGCGAAACUCCAAGUGGCUCACCGGGGCUGCGCCCGGAGCCCGGGCUCCCGGCCACCUCGCCGGCUCGCUGUUGUGGCGAUGUGGCGGACAUGUAUCGCGAAAUCCUGGCCAAUGUGCAACAACGGGUUUCCAGCCUGCAAACUCUUUUGCUUGAAACGGCUGACACGGAGUCCCGCGGCGGCGCGCCGGCCGCGCUGGCGCCCGCGCCCUCCUCGACCGACUUGACGCACGAUAUGAGCCAGACGAUCGACCAUUUGGAGCGCUCGCUCCGGGCCCGCGAGGCCGAGCUCAAGGCGAUGGAGGACUUUCUGGCGGGCUUCCGGGGAUCCGGCUCCAAGAAGGAUGUCAUUCAGGCACUGGCAGACCGUCGGGCCGGGCGCGAGGAGGCCGAGGCCUUGACCAAGCGGCUCACGGAGGCCGAAGAGCAGGCCACCGAGCUGCGGCACCAGCGCGAUGUUCUCCAAGACCAACAGGCUGGCCUUGUCAAGCGCCUGGACGCCGCCACGCGGAUAGUCGCGGAUCUCGGGGCGCUGCUGCAAGACGCCGAGCGCCAGGCAGCCUAGGCACCCUGAUCGCCCCUGCUGGAGUCCCCCGGUGUUGCCACGAAUCGCGAAAGGUGGCUGCGGAUUUUUGUUUGCCCCCCGGCCCGCGCCCGAGCCUGCAGCGCC
This is a messenger RNA of Fonticula alba, 1077 nucleotides long. RefSeq lists its product as hypothetical. Bases 136 to 972 code for a protein of 278 amino acids. The record is from RefSeq and is a predicted model, not a curated record. The transcript has 2 exons. NCBI's taxonomy places the organism in Eukaryota, Rotosphaerida, Fonticulaceae.